AAAUGUCGGUACAACGCGCGCCCAAUCUCACCUUUCUUCCAGGCUGUGACUGGAACCUUGACGCAGUAUUUGCACGUUAGUCAGUGAACCUUUUCGCAGCUAACACCUCGAUCAGUCGCGACGAAUAGCUUCCGUUCGCACAUUUCUUCUCUUUUCAGUCGUUAGUUGUUCUGGGCUUUGUAUUUCAACCUUCUAACAUGCCGAUUCAGGAACAGUUCUAAACUUCGUUGCUGCGUUCUCCGCGACGGUGUCUGUACCAGUCCGGUAGCUAGAAUGACAGAGUUCUUUACCGGUUUUCCGUCUGAACCAUGGCUUCCGUCGUCUUUAAUCAUAGCCAUCGUCCUUGAUCAGUGGAUUCCAGUCAUCGCAAUUACUGCAUAAGUUUACACGUCUGGCACGUCUAGAGUUCAGCUAGUAGCUCCCACGAGCCUCGGAUAGUUUUCCGUCCCGCCGUUUCGCCCAUCGGCUUACGAGAUUCUACUCAUGGCACGUGCAACGCUUCGAAAUUCAAACAUAGCAGUAACAGUACUCGCCGUGGUCCUUCUCCUUUCCACCUCCAUCAUCUGUGCGUCGUCAGAAAAUGUCUCGUCGCCUUCAUCCACCUUCACACUGAAGCCUGAUGGGCUAUCUUGCGAAAAAGGAACACUAGUAGGAGGAGUCUCAACAGAGGAGGACCGAAUUCAACAUGGAGAUAAGCUCUUCAGGCAAGAAGACAUGCUGACUUUCGCCGCUGUGAGUAGAAGAGCGGAAGGUGUGAAAAUAGCAGGCAACCAGCGGCAGACGGUAGUACAGCCGGCGACCAGAAAUGGAGUAGCGAACCACGUCGUUCGCACACUAAUCGAGCUGGCUCGUGGCUCGUUCACUCUCAUCCGUCGCCGACUGCAAUCACUUCAACCCAGCCGUCUGGUUCAGACUCUGGUUGCUGGCGUCGGUUCACCACGCGUCACUCCUCUGACCCCGUCCUCCCCCCUCCUCCCUUCGCCAAGUGUCCCUUUCACGUCAGCUGCCGCAACUGCCGCUGCUACGGCCGCUGCUACCGCCUUUGACGCAGGAGCCGGGUUCAAGCAGGGGCCCCUGCCCCCAUGGUCCACGGCGCGCAACACCCCUGCCAAUGCAACAUCACCCCCCAGCUCACCACGGGGGGCUCCAAAAGCUCCUCCCUCCAAACCUUCCACCGGCGCUGCCUCCAGUGCAACCACCCAGUCGCCCCCAGGGCGCCCCCUCCCUGAUUCAGCGGCAUCAGAGGCCACCGCCUCGUCGUCCCUUCCCUUCCUUGCCGGCGCCGUGAACGCCUUCAAAACGUCCAAGUCCGCAGCGAAGUCCCCGGCAAAGUCCCCAGCGAAGUCCCCGGCAAAGUCCCCAGCGAAGUCCCCGGCCGCACUGAAACCAACUCCGCCUCUUCCUGCUUCUCCCUCGCCAGCAAAGCCAACGAGUCCAGCAGCGGAUUCAGGUGGUGUCAGCAGCAGCCCGCCGUCAGGCUCGCGGGAUGGUGAUCCCGACGAUGAUUAUGGCGGCAGUGUCUCUGAGGUCAGCGGAGGGAACGGCACCAGUCUGCCUAGUGCCAGCAGCCCUUCCGGCCCACUCAAUUCUAGUGCGGCCAGUCCGCCAAAAGUGGUGAACCCACCUAAGAGCCCACUGAAGAGCCCAACGAAGAGCCCAAAGAAGAGCCCACCUAAAACCCCACUUAAGAGCCCACCAAAGAGCCCACUUAAGAGCCCACCUAAAAGUCCGCCUAAAAGUCUGCCUAACCCUGUCCCCAAGCCUCCCUCCAAAUCCCCCUCGUCCCCCCCAAAACCGUCGGCCAAUACUACAUCCCCGCCCGCUGCUGCUGCUCCUCCUGACACUCCUUCCCCCCCUCCCCCGUCAACCUCGGCCAAGCCAUCAAAAUCACCCAACCUCCCCAGCCCACCUCCUCCAAAGCCCACAUCUACCACCACCAAACCACCCAAAAGCUCUCCACCGCUCAAAAGCCCUCCGCCGCCCUCCAAGAGCCCUCCUCCUCCCACUCCUUCACCAUCCCCUUCCCCUCCCAAACCCCAGAAGUCUCCUCCUCCUCCAAAGUCCCCCCUUCCUCCAAAAUCUCCACCACCUCUCAAGCCUCUGAAAUCUCCCCCACCACCUAAGCCAGUGAAGUCCCCUCCUCCCACCAAACCCGCCAAACCUGUCAGCCCCCCUCCCCUCUCCCCUCCGCCCCCUUCCGCCAAACCCACUCCUGUACAGAACCCUCCCCCUCCCCCGCCUAAGGGGGAAGGGGGAAAUCCGCCAGGGGGGGUGGAGGCGGAGGAGGAGGAUGGGGACAGAGAAGGGGCCUGGACCUGGUAUGACUUGCCUCCUGCUGUGGCAUGGACCAGUAAGCCGGUGCCACCUGGCACCGGCGGUGUGUAUGACGUCAGGAGCUUUGGCGCCAAGGGUGAUGGGAAGAGCGACGAUGGGAGGGCGAUUGAAGCAGCAUUUGCUGCAGCAUGUGUAGCUUCCAUCAACAGCAGCACAGCAGCUGGGGCAGGAGGAGGAAAAGGGACAGGGACCACUGGCGUGCCAACGGUGCUGAUUCCGGGUAAAUACACCUUCCACAUCAAGGCAGUUUCUCUCCUUGGCCCCUGCGGUCCAGGCAUCAACGUGCAGCUGGACGGCAACAUCACAGUGCCUCAGAACCCGUCCCUCCACAUCGUUCCCAAGGCCGGCCCUUUCACCAUAAUGUACUUUAAGGGAAUUACCGGGCUCAAGGUGUAUGGGAGCGGGGUGGUGGACGGGAGGGGGCAGCAGUUCUGGGAGCGGAAGGGCAAGGGGGAUCGGCCCAUGAUGCUGUACUUCUUCCGCUGCAACCAGACUGUGCUGAGUGGCAUCACUCUUAAGAACGCGGCGUUCUUCCAUGUGCAGGUGUUCCGGUGCGCCAACAUGCGCAUCUUUGACUUCAGGACCGACUCGCCUGCCGACAGCAUGAACACGGACGGCAUCCACAUCUCCUCCUCCCUCAACAUCGACAUCCGCCGCUGCGUGCUCGCGGGGGGCGAUGACAACGUGUCCAUUUGGGACGGCGCUGUGGGCGUGACUGUAUCGAAUGUCACGUGCCUCACAGGCCACGGCAUCUCCAUUGGAGCCCUUGGAAGCGGCACCGUGUAUCCCGUUUCAUGCGUGUCCGACAUUUCGGUGAAGGACGUGCGCUUCAUCAACACCAAGAUCGGGCUGCGCAUCAAGACGUUCCAAGGCGGGUCUGGGAAGGCCACCAACAUCAUCUACGACGGAAUAACCAUGGAGAACGUGCGAUAUCCAAUAGUUCUAGAUCAGUUCUACUGUGGAGGCAGCCUCUAUUGUUAUGGCGAUGUGAAAACUAGCAACGUUGCCAUCACUAAUGUAACAUUCUCUAACAUCCAGGGCACGACUUUGGGACCUGAAGGGAUCAUCUUUAGGUGCAGCCGGACUGUGCCCUGCACUGACGUAUUAAUGGACGCAGUUAACAUAACUUCCCCUAACCCUGGUGCGUUGUUUCCAACGUCCCUCAAUGUAUACGGGACUGGCGGUCUGCACCAGUCAAUGCCGCCUGUGGUGUUGGGAUCCCUGCCUGGGAUCACUGAGAUAGCACGAAUACAACGCCAACUAGCGUCUUGUGUGGGUGUAACUGACUGGUAGACUCUGUAAAGAGACAUCCGUGCCACUAACCACGAGCGAUGUAUAGGCACAUAAGUUUAACCAAAUACAGUGUCACUAUUGGAACGUUGCAAAUAAUGG
Messenger RNA from Closterium sp. NIES-67, 3726 nucleotides. Lineage: Eukaryota; Viridiplantae; Streptophyta; Zygnematophyceae; Desmidiales; Closteriaceae. The record is from the annotation of a GenBank genome assembly.